GGGCCCCUGUCCACAGCCGCUAACAGAGAAGCGCUGCCUUCCCACCCCCAGCACCAGACCACCAGCUCGAGCACCGGCCCCCUCAGGGGGACAAGCGCCUCUGGAACACAGUGUAGAUUCUUGGAGUCAUCUAACAGUGCCAACAUGUCCCGGCCCAGCAGCAGAGCCAUUUACCUGCAGCGGAAGGAGUACUUGCAGAACAUCUCCUCUGAGCCCACCUGUCUGCAGCACAGGGUGGAGCACCUAAUGACAUGUAAGCUAGGAUCUCAGAAGGUCCAAGAACCCAAGGAUGUGCUGAAGAAGCUGCAGGAGAUGGAUGCUCAGGGUCGGGUGUGGAGUCAGGACCUGUUCCUGCAGGUCAGAGACGGCUGGUUCCAACUGCUGGACAUCGAGACGAAGGAGGAGCUGGACUCUUACCGCCUGGACAGCAUCCAGGCCAUGGAUGUGGCGCUCAACAUCGGCUCCUACAACGCUAUCCUGUCCAUCACGGUGCAGGGGUCCAGCCUGCCAGCCACCAGCACUCUGCUCUUCCACUGCCAGGAAGUGAGGGCAGAGCAGCUAAGGAACAGCCUGAAGAAGGCCCUGGAGGAGGAGCAACAGCAAAGACCCCACUCUAGAGCCCGUCACCCCAGCCAAGACAAAUGGAGGGGGCCUUCUCCAGAGAGGUCAUUCUCUAAGGAGCAAGUACCCCCACCAGAGCAGGGGCUCCCUCCAGAGCAGUCCUACUGGAUGACCCCAGAGCACAGUACACCACCAUCCCCAAGGCCCCUGCUACGCAACUCCAGAACCCAAGAAUCGAGCACCCUCACUUUGCCUCCUCCAAGGCGGACCCCAUCUCCCGAGAGCCCAGAGAGGGAUGAGGAGAUACUAAGCCACGUCCUUAGGGAUAUCGAGCUGUUUGUGGGCAAGCUGAAGGAGGCCCAGGCAAAGAGCAGUCAUAAGAAGAAGAAACUAGGGAAGAAAAAAGGCAAGGAUCAGUGGGGAAUGACACAGGCACAGUACAUUGAUUGCUUCCAGAAGAUCAAGUACAGCUUCAACCUCCUAGGCAAGCUGGCCAUCUGGCUGCAGGAGAAGAAUGCUCCCGAAUUUGUGCACAUCCUCUUCCAACUUCUAGACUCUAUCCUGGCCCAGUGCCCUGAGCCUGGUCUAGCAGCCCGAGUGAUUUCACCCCUCCUCACCCCCAAAGCCAUCGACCUGCUGCAGUCCUGUCUCAGCCCGGCUGAGAGCGACUUCUGGAAGAGACUGGGUGUGGCCUGGACCACCAGCCGGGACGACUGGACAGGCGGUGAGCCCCCACCGUAUCAACCCACAUUCUAUGAUGGUUGGCAGCUUCCAGAACCCUCCAACCAGGCACCCUCAGGAUACCAGAGCUCUACCUCUCUACGUUCCAGACCCAUGAAGCCAGCCCUGAAAAUGCAAGUCCUAUACGAGUUUGAAGCCAGGAACCCACAGGAACUGACUGUAGCCCAGGGAGAGGUGCUGGAGGUCCUGGACCAGAGCAAGCGGUGGUGGCUGGUGAAGAAUGAGAAGGGACAGAGUGGCUACAUUCCCAGCAACAUCCUAGAGCCCCUACAGUCGAGGGCCCCGGGGGACCAGAGCCAGUCGCCUUCUUGGGCUCCAGUGCUUCGACCUAGCUCGACGCCUGAGGAGGUGGUGGCCUGGCUGCAGGCACAGAACUUCUCCACCACCACCGUGAAGAGCCUCGGGUUCUUCACAGGGAGCCAGCUGCUUCGCAUGAGACCCGGGGAGCUCCAGAUGCUGUGUCCACAGGAGGCCCCACGGGUCCUGGCGCAGUUAGAAAAAGUCAGAAGGACGUUGGGGAUGAGCCUUUAGGCACCAACCCAGACACCUCUGAGACCAAGACCCUCUCGCAAGCAGGAUGGCAGAUCUGAUACUUUUUGGCACCCUGAGAAAUCCACACUCACGUCCCCAGUUUGCAGUGAACCCCACGCCCCAGCUCACACAGCAAAGAGGAUGAGCAAGCCCAGAAGCUGAGACAAACGGUGCCCCUUCUCGCUGUGUUGAGAGCCCUCCCCAGUGACCACCUAUUUAUUGUGUGUCUUUCCUAAGACUGGAGCACUUUGUGCUUGAUUUGUCAGGACUCUCAUUCA
Nyctereutes procyonoides (raccoon dog) is the source of this 2111-nucleotide messenger RNA. It is a transcript of the gene EPS8L3, whose product is annotated as EPS8 like 3. The record is from RefSeq and is a predicted model, not a curated record. Bases 145 to 1833 code for a protein of 562 amino acids. Gene Ontology annotation, molecular function: actin binding. The transcript is spliced from 19 exons. Gene Ontology annotation, biological process: positive regulation of ruffle assembly; regulation of Rho protein signal transduction; Rho protein signal transduction. Gene Ontology annotation, cellular component: ruffle membrane; vesicle; plasma membrane. NCBI's taxonomy places the organism in Eukaryota, Metazoa, Chordata, Mammalia, Carnivora, Canidae.